This is a messenger RNA of Photinus pyralis (common eastern firefly), 1328 nucleotides long. RefSeq names its product putative nuclease HARBI1. The coding region runs from base 167 to 1264 and encodes 365 amino acids. The transcript is spliced from 7 exons. Lineage: Eukaryota; Metazoa; Arthropoda; Insecta; Coleoptera; Lampyridae. The record is from RefSeq and is a predicted model, not a curated record.
AAAUAUCCGAGAUCGUAAGCGGGUUUACGGGCACUCGUAAGAUCGGAACUAAAAAAGGCAAUUCUGUGUCCGCCCGGAUCUUACAAAUUCUCGGAAGUCCCUACGGCUUGUCGUAAAUUCUUACGGUGACAGAUUAUCUGACCUAAACUUAUCCGAGCGCAUCAAAAUGAAUAAUAUGCGCUUCUAUUUACAUAUUGGUGCUCUUCUCGAAGAAGAUAAUGAUCGUAAUUUCAUGAGAAUAACGAAGAGACAGUUAAGGGACUCGCUUAAUGUUUUUGAAACAAGCGAGAAAGACUUUAAACAAAUGUUUCGUUUGGACAAAGUAAGUGUAAUGGGUUUGAUCGAGGAAAUAGGCCCCCAUUACCAAAACACAGGAAGUAUUCCGCUUCAUUUAAAGGUUCUAACAACACUAAACUUUGUUGCCACUGGUUCAUUUCAAAAUCCUGUAGGAAGUAGCUGUUGGAUUUCUUUGAGUCAGCCAUCAGUUUCAAGAAUAAUACACGAAAUAACAUCUUUAAUAUCACAACAUUUGUUGCCAGAAUGGGUUCAAUUUCCGACUGACUUCGAAACAAAAAAUAAUAUUAAACAAGGAUUUUACAACAAGUGGAAUGUACGUGGUGUUCUUGGAGUUGUAGAUGGAACUCAUGUUGAAAUUCUUGCUCCACCUACGAAUGACGUUCACCAUCCCCCUUUUGUUUAUAUAAACAGAAAAGGAAAACACUCAAUAAAUGUUAUGCUCAUUUCGGAUUCUAACACAAAAAUUAUUGCUUGCAAUGCCAGAUAUCCUGGGUCCGUCCAUGAUUCUGCAAUAUGGCAAAUGAGUAAUAUUAAAACUUAUUUAAAGCGGGAGUAUGAUAAUGGAGAUAAGUCCACGCAUUUACUUGGUGAUAGCGGAUACCCCCUUGAACCAUGGCUAUUUACUCCCUUUUCGAAUUUUGAGCAAGGAAGCCCAGAAGAACGUUUUAAUAACCAAUUCAAGACGGCUCGAAAUGUUAUUGAAAGAACCAACGGCAUAUUAAAAGGACGUUUUAGAUGUUUGUCAAGGCACAGAGUUCUUUUAUACCAUCCGAGUAGAGCAGCUAACAUCAUUUAUUCUUGCUGUGUUCUUCACAAUAUUGCUCUCCGGGCAAGGAUUCCUCUUCCGGAGGAAGAAAUAGAAUAUAGAGACGAGAUUGGCAUAGAAGGCAAUUUGGAGUACAAUGAUGUUCUGCAAGAAGGGAGGGCUACAAGAGCUAGAUAUAUAAGAAAUAAUUUAUUAUUAUAAAAUACAAAAAAAAAACUCCAAGACAUUUAUGUUAAAAAAAAGACUAUUAAUCAAAAUCAAAUUU